Verruconis gallopava is the source of this 1546-nucleotide messenger RNA. RefSeq lists its product as uncharacterized. NCBI's taxonomy places the organism in Eukaryota, Fungi, Ascomycota, Dothideomycetes, Venturiales, Sympoventuriaceae. Gene Ontology annotation, molecular function: tRNA methyltransferase activity. Bases 100 to 1311 code for a protein of 403 amino acids. Gene Ontology annotation, cellular component: cytoplasm. The transcript has a single exon. Gene Ontology annotation, biological process: cytoplasmic translation; tRNA methylation. The record is from RefSeq and is a predicted model, not a curated record.
CUUGUCCUGCCGCAAAGAAAUCGGAAAGAGCUUGGAGUUAAAUUAAAUCUUCUCUAAUAAUGUUAAGACGAUAAAUCGCAAGGGAGAACUUUUGUUAUCAUGGGAAAAUCUUCGAAAGACAAGCGAGAUGCUUACUAUCGGCUUGCAAAAGAACAGGGCUGGCGUGCCCGUUCAGCAUUCAAACUUCUACAACUGGAUCAGGAGUUUGAUCUCUUCAGCGGGGUAUCACGCGUUGUUGAUUUGUGCGCCGCGCCAGGUUCAUGGUCCCAAGUGCUCUCCCGUGUGCUCAUCAAGGGCGAGACCUUCGGGCGCGAGGCUUGGGAAGACGAGGUCGCGCGCAACAGACAAGAAGUAUUCGGAAUCAAAAGUCAUCACGAGACUAAAUCGAACUUCAAACGUGAACCACGAGAAAACGUGCGGAUUGUAGCGAUUGACCUGCAACCGAUGAGUCCGCUGGAGGGAAUCACAACUAUUAAAGCCGACAUCACGCACCCAAGUACUGUGCCACUUCUCCUCAAAGCUCUCGAUCCAGAGACUUAUGAUCCUUCUGACAAAGAGGCCCAGAAUCGCGUAGACCUUGUACUCUCUGACGGAGCCCCGGAUGUAACAGGUCUGCAUGAUUUAGAUAUUUACGUUCAAUCACAGCUUCUCUUCGCUGCACUGAACCUCGCACUUUGCGUACUGAAACCUGGUGGGAAAUUUGUCGCAAAAAUUUUCAGAGCGAAGGAUGUGGACAUACUGUAUUAUCAGUUGAGACUCAUGUUUGAUAAGGUGACCAUAGCGAAGCCACGAAGCUCGAGGGCCAGCUCAAUCGAAGCAUUCGUGGUAUGCGAAGGCUUUCAUCCUCCGCAAGGUUUUCAGGCGAGUUUGGAAAACCCCUUAGGGCAGGGUUUGCCAUUCAGGCACGAGGAUGUCGCUGCAAAAAAGCAAAAGAAAAAGAAAUCCCUCCCGACUAGUGUCCGUGAAGACGGCGUAACUGUUCUUGAAAUGUCGUCAGAAGAAGAAGAAUUUGAUGAAGAUGGGGGUGAAAUCAACAAUAGAUGGAUAGCUCCUUUUCUUGCAUGUGGCGAUCUCAGUGCUUUCGACUCGGAUGCAACAUACAGGCUCCCGAAAGAUAGGAUAGUGCUCGAUCCAGUGCAGCCACCAACUGCGCCGCCAUAUAGGAGGGCACUAGAGCUGAGAAAACUAAGAGGUGGUGCAUAUGGGAAGACAAAACUAGGGAAUACAGCUGCCACGCAUAUUCCAUCUGCAAAUAUGGAUGCUUCGAUUAAGCAAGAGACAGAGAACAUUGAUGCUGAAGAAGUGUAUUGAACACAAAAAUAGAACCAAAGCCUCUACGCUUGGGCAGCCAUUACUGACGGUUGAAGUCAAAUGCCAGAUUUCCGAAAGACACUAGAAGCACACUUUGAGUAAAAAUUUGCCAUUAUGGUCCUUGCAGAGAACUUUAUUACUGCGACAGCUGUAAGGAUACUACGUCGAGAUUUGUAUAUUGAAACGUUUGGAUCUCGCCUCAAGCUAGACUAGAAUCAAAUCUGCGUUUACACCC